Entamoeba invadens IP1 is the source of this 1560-nucleotide messenger RNA. RefSeq names its product polyadenylate-binding protein, putative. Gene Ontology annotation, cellular component: nucleus; ribonucleoprotein complex; cytosol. The transcript has a single exon. The record is from RefSeq and is a predicted model, not a curated record. Lineage: Eukaryota; Evosea; Mastigamoebida; Endamoebidae. Gene Ontology annotation, molecular function: poly(U) RNA binding; poly(A) binding; mRNA 3'-UTR binding. The coding region runs from base 1 to 1560 and encodes 519 amino acids.
AUGUCCGCUCCUCAGAACCUCUUCCCAAACUUUGAUGAUAACAAGACAAUCUUUGUCUCAAGUUUGAGCAAAAACGUGACUGAAUCUCUGUUGUACAAAGAGAUCAGUGCCAAGUUUGAGUCGCAGGUUGCUUCAGUCCACGUCAGCCGUAACGAGCAUUACGACACUGCUAUUGCUUAUGUCAAUAUGAACACCCACGAAGCAGCCAAGAAAGCGAUAGAGACGAUGAACGGGGCAUUGAUUGAUGGGAAGACAGUCAACAUGUUUUGGUCGUUGAAAGAUUUCAAGCAAAGAACAGAGACACAGACCAAUUUGUUUGUCAAAAACAUCAAGAAGACUGUCAGUCAGAAAGAGAUGCAAGACGUCUUUAUGACUUUUGGUGAAAUCAUUUCAGUUAAGUUGUCUGUCAAUGAGAAUGGUGCAUCAAAUGGAUUUGGAUAUGUCAAGUACAGAACUAUUGAAGCUGCACUUAAGGCUGUUGAAAAUGCUGCUGAAAUCAAGGCAAAAAUUGGGGAGGACAAUUUCAUCGUUGCAAAGUUUGAAAAACAGACGAAGAACAAGAAGACCAACUUGUACGUCUCAAACAUCGAUAAGAGCGUCAAUGAAGAACAAUUCGUUAAAUACUUCGAAACGUUCGGACCACUCAGAAAGAAUCCUGACAAUAAAUUCCAAGUCUUGUUUGCAUGUGAUGACAAACACCCAACUGCCAUGGGAUUUGUUGAUUUUGAGAAUGAAGAAGAUGCUCAGAAGGCUUUAACUGCUCCAAAGAACAACGUCCUUGGGCAGGGUGAAAUUAAGGUUGACUAUUAUAUGAGCCGAAGUGAGAGGUCAAGAGUUUGGUUACAAAAGAGUCUUGAAAUUAAGAGCAAUAUUCAAGGAAAGUACAAAGAUUUCAAUAUGUACAUUAACACUUUGAAAGAACCAACUUCUGAUGCCGAGAUCAGAAGCGCUUUUGCCGAUUGUGGUGAGAUUUACUCUGUUCGUGUCAAGUAUUAUGAAAAGGUCCCAACUAGUAUUGCUUUUGUUUGCUUCACUUCACAAGAAGCUUUUAAUAAGGCGAUGACCAAAGGUGAAGAGCUUGGAUGGAAAGUCUGCAAGUUCAUGAACAGACAAGAGAAGUUUAUGACCAACCAGAUGUACCAAAUGGGCAAUGCAUUCCCAUUGAAUUACAUGACUCCAUUGUUCCAGAUGUUUGGUGCCCAAAUGGGUGCUUUCUUCCAGCAACAACAACAACAACAGAGACGACCAGUUGGACCCAAGAAGCCAAGAGUUGAGAGAUCAGAGAAGAUUGAAAAGAAGAAGUAUGAACAAAAGAAAGAAGAGAAAAAGCCGGAGCCAAAGAAGGAAAUUGAAGUCACUGAUAAUAUGAGAAAUGAUCUUGGAGAGAAGAUUUAUACAUUUGUCGAGAAUUUGAAGAAGUACGACGAAGAGAUGAUUGGAAGAAUUACUGGUAUUCUUCUCGAAUCAAUUGAAUACUCCGUCUUACUCCCAAUGAUGGACGACCACGAACAACUCAUCAAAGUUAUCGAACAAAUUCAUGAAUCAGUUACAAAGAAAUAA